This is a messenger RNA of Zootoca vivipara (common lizard), 2826 nucleotides long. It is a transcript of the gene SLC25A51, whose product is annotated as solute carrier family 25 member 51. NCBI's taxonomy places the organism in Eukaryota, Metazoa, Chordata, Lepidosauria, Squamata, Lacertidae. Gene Ontology annotation, molecular function: NAD transmembrane transporter activity. The record is from RefSeq and is a predicted model, not a curated record. Gene Ontology annotation, cellular component: mitochondrion. Gene Ontology annotation, biological process: mitochondrial NAD transmembrane transport.
GGCGAGGGUCCUGCUCCCCGGCCGGUUCCCGCGGGGCUGCCGCUGUCAGAGCAGUUGCCGAGAGCUAGAGCGUUCCGCGCGGCGCUCCUUUGCGCGCGGGGCCGGGCCGGGCUAUUGGGGCGUGCGCGCGCGUGCACGGGAGCCCGCGCGUUUAGGGGCAUCCUUUCGCUGCCAUGUAGCCCCUGCGGGUGAGUGAGUGUGGAGUCAGCUGGAAUCGGGGGUAGGAGUGGCUAGUGGUUGGAGGAGGAGGGCGAGAUUGAGAGGCGAGCGGGACCCGGGCCGGGCCUUCCUCCUCCUGCAGGUGGCUGCCUGCUGACCUCGGGCAAGGGAGAAGAGAACUGUGAAGACAGAACAAGCAGCAUGAUGGAUUCAAAAGACCUUGUCCUGAACAAAUCAAAGGCAGACCAAGUCAGUCACCGCAUUGUAAAAGUUAGCUCAGGCAAACAUUACUUCUGUGGUUAUUGUGCAGCCAUCACAAAUGUCGCAGUCACCUUCCCUGUCCAGAAAGUCCUCUUUCGACAGCAGUUGUAUGGUGUACGAACCAGAGAUGCAGUACGUCAGCUGCAGAAAGAUGGGCUCAGGAAUCUGUACCGUGGCAUCCUUCCACCGCUGAUGCAGAAGAGCACAACCCUGGCAAUAAUGUUCGGCCUGUAUGAGGACUUGUCUUCCGUACUCCUGAAGCACAUGAGUGCGCCUGAAAUUUUGACCCGGAGCUUGGCAGCCGUGCUCGCUGGGACCACGGAAGCGGUCCUGACUCCCUUCGAGCGCGUUCAGACACUUCUGCAGGACUACAAACAUCACGACAAAUUUACAAACACUUACCAGGCGUUCAGAGUUCUCCGAGACCAUGGGGCCAGGGAAUAUUACCGGGGGUUAGUGCCUAUCCUGCUCCGGAACGGCCCUAGCAAUGCUCUCUUCUUCGGUCUCAGAGGACCUAUCAAGCAGUGUUUGCCUGAAGCCACAACUUACAGUACUCACUUGAUCAAUGAUUUUAUUUGUGGAGGUCUGUUGGGUGCUAUGCUGGGGUUCCUCUUUUUCCCACUGAAUGUAGUAAAAGCUCGCAUGCAGUCACAAAUUGGUGGGGAAUUCCAGUCUUUUUCCAAGGUUUUCAUGAAGAUUUGGCUGGAGCGUGACAGGAAACUGACGCACCUCUUCCGAGGCGCCCAUCUGAAUUAUCACCGGUCUCUGAUUUCUUGGGGAAUAAUCAAUGCGACAUAUGAAUUCUUGCUCAGAUUAUUGUGAAAAGUGCUUGCGAAGUUCAUUUUCUCAGUUGGGCGCCAGACAAACACAGAACUGUCAAUUUCCAGGGAGAAAUCAAACACACUAAUGAUAACACUGAGCUCCAACAUAAUAGUUUAAUCAGUAGGUGAAGAUACCAGUUUUGAGCAGUGCCUACUUAGCUCAAAAUAUAAUUGUAUUCAGUCCUAUGAAUGGCCUUUCAAUCUGUGGGUGCGAGUGAACUGUACAGCUAGAACAAUUGUUUGAAAAGUUUCCUCGGAUAUGCCUGAAGAUGGAUUUACCCACGGCAUUUGCUCCAGAUCACCGUCAACUAUUCUCAACACUCCUGGUGAUCCAAAGAAUGCACUUUGAAGAAAUGUGUAAUUGGGCGGAAGACUGAUAUUUAAUUUGUCGCUUGGCCCUUUUGGAACAAACAGUGGCAUGCUGUAAUAAACUCCCAAGAUGCUUCAAGUUUCCCCUCCCCCCACUUUUAUUUUUUUUAACUCCUUGAGCAGAGACUGCCAAAUUUUGAAGAGAAAUCCUUUCUCCCAAACCUUAAGGUUCUGUAAAAGUUGUCAAAUAGCUUUUGCUAGACUGUUGAUACAAAUGACACCUUGUCGAGAUUUUGUAUUAAAUUUCAGAAACUGAAUUCACUGUAAGCUCAGUGGUGGGAGUAUCUGUUUAAAAAUAAAUAGGUGUGUGUUGGUGGAAAGGUGAGGAAAGUUUUUAAGUGCCCUUCAUGUUACACUGCCACCUGACUUGUCAAUGUGGUCUUUUGUGUGGCUGUUUAUACUAUUACGGUAAGUUUUGUUGCAAGUGAAUAUACUUCUCCAAAGGGUUGCUUUAGGAAGGAUGGUGCGAAUGACAAUUGGUGCAAUCCAACCAAAAUUAUGCAUUUCCCCCAUUGAAUCCCCCCCUCCCCGGUGAUAUUUAAACUGCUUUAGCUUUUUCUGUAGGUUGUGGUCUAUUUGUUGAUACUUUCUGCAAUUCUGGCAUAGCUAAUCGGUUUUCGGAUCUGAAAUGUUACCUGCUGUCACCUAAACUUUGAAUGCUCUAGUUAAGCAAGGCUCUAUGUCCUUGAAUGAAAAUGACUCACCCAGGUAUUGCAAUUUUCAGGCUAUUUCACUGUGGUUGAAAAAGGAACUUAAAUAGCUCCUUUCACAUGCUGCUCAGGCUUGUUUUAUGUUGAGAAUGUGCCUCAUGUAUGGCCCCCUCUCCUGUAUCUCGUUCAGUAUAGAAUCAAUACAGGUAGGCCCAGUUCAUGAGAUCUGUCCACUCAUUUUACAACAGAGAAGUUGUUGACUCAGGCCUUGCUUCAUAUAUGUAUAUAUAACACGCAUCAAGCGUGAGAACUGGCCCAUAGUUCAGUACGAAGGACCAUGCAUGUAUGUAUGUAAAAAGGACAUAAGCUUCUGCAAGCUGAUUUUCUGUGUUUAUUCAAUCAUGCUAAUAAACAUUUCUCCGCACAUUGGAAUUCAAGUAAAAAGCAAAAGAUGAACAGAAGCAACCUAAGAGGUUUCAAGUCAGAGAGGAAAGCAUGUCUGAAUACCAAAAUAAUGCUCUUAACAGGUUAGGGGAGGGUGAAAUUAUUUUGUAUAGUUGUUUUUU